This is a messenger RNA of Microbotryum saponariae, 2118 nucleotides long. The record is from the annotation of a GenBank genome assembly. NCBI's taxonomy places the organism in Eukaryota, Fungi, Basidiomycota, Microbotryomycetes, Microbotryales, Microbotryaceae.
AUGUCCGAACACGUCGUCACGCAAUACAUCUCGCCUUCGUGAGCACAGCUGGACCUUCAGUUCAUGGUGUGAAUCCUAUGCUUCCCAGAAGACUGGCUAUACUUACCAAGUAUCUCUUCGGCGUACAGCGCGUGGGCCCUGAUUGAAGACAAAUUCUCGUCGUUCGCCAAAGACACGCUGGCCAAGGUCUGCAAGUUUGUCGAGGUCAGUUCGUUGGCGAAUCCUCGCCCUCGUUGGGGCAGAAUAUAUCCAGGUGGGAAUUUGUUCUGACCAUCAAACAUUUGCCUGGCCCAUCUCUACAGGAGGACUGCAUCCCCGCCGAAGCCGUCUUCCAUGCCCAGGUCGCGACGGACCCGGCCAAGAGGUGGAAGACCUACCCCGCCGUCAUGGAGCAGCUCAAGACCAAGGCCCGCUCCAUGGGCCUGUGGAACUUGUUCUUGUCCAAGGAGCACUACCCCGAUGUCGGAGUCCCUUUGACCAACCUCGAGUAUGCCGUCAUGGCCGAGAUCAUGGGCCGAGUGAGUCCCCACCUCCGCCCGGAUCGUGACACGCGGUCAAUCCCCCAAUGGAUCAACGAAACUAACGCGUGCUUUGCUGUUCUAGGCUCCUCGUGUUGCUCCCGAAGCGUGCAACUGCGCCGCCCCCGAUACCGGUAACAUGGGUACGUUUCGAUUGUCAAAGGCAGAGUGGGGGCGCGGUCGACCGCUCGCUGCUUCGCCACACCCGCCUCAUCUGGUUGCCACCCGCAAUCCCAUACAAUUGGCCACUGACAACCGACCGGAUUGUUGUUUUGGGUUAAAAUAGAGGUCUUGGCUCGAUAUGGAUCGCAAGCCCAAAAGGACAAGUGGCUCAAGCCUCUCCUCGACGGCAAGACCCGCUCCUCGUUCGCCAUGACCGAAGUCGGAGUCGCCUCGUCCGAGUGAGUGCAUCAUCCUGAGACGCGUGAGAGGAACAGGGCCAUCAUUUUCUGACACGGCUCUGUGCUUCCCCAGCGCUACCAACAUCCGAACCUCCAUUCGCCAGGAAGGCAAUGAGAUCGUCAUCAACGGUCACAAGUGGUGGAUCUCGGGUGCCGGUGAUCCCCGCAACGCCCUCCACCUCGUCAUGGGCAAGAGUGAUACUUCCGCUUCCAAGCAUCAGCAACAAUCGAUCGUCAUUGUGCCGUCCAACGCCAAGGGUGUCAAGCUCGUCCGCCCCAUGCAAGUGGUAAGUUCGUGAAAGUUCGUGACGGGGACGGACCGCAAGACGUGCCCCUUUAUGAAUUGUCAAGAUAUGCUCAUACACCCUUCUUUCUCAUUCUCUCACGAUUAUUAGUUCGGCUACGACGAUGCUCCGGAGGGUCAUUACGAGAUCAUCUACGAGAACGUCCGGGUUCCCCUCGACAACCUCGUCCUCGGGUGGGGACGUGGAUUCGAGAUUAUCCAAGGUCGUCUCGGUCCCGGUCGCAUUCAUCACUGGUAAGUGCUCAUCUUCGGCUCUGGGUAAGAUAGCUUCAAUACUGACUGUGUAAUGUUCCUUUCCGCUCCUUCCAGCAUGCGCUCCAUUGGUAUCGCUUCUCGUGCCCUUGAGGCUAUGCUGAUCCGAGCUACCGACCCCGCCAAGGUCGCCUUCGGCAAGCAGUUGUACCAACACGGCACCGUCGUCGCCGGUAUCGCUCAAUCGCGCAUGGAGAUCGAUCAGGCCCGUUUGCUCGUCCUUUCCGCCGCUUUGCAGAUCGACCGAGUCCGAGCCAAGGGUGCGAUGAAGGACAUUGGUAUGGCCAAGGCCGUUGUGCCGAUCGUCGUCGGUCAAGUCAUUGACCGAGCGAUGCAAGUUCAUGGUGCCGAGGGUAUCUGCCGUACGUCAAUAAUAACUCGUUACUAUGAUGGGAUCCACUGCAGUAGUGCUAACAACCCCUUUUGACGGUGCUUUGUUCUUGCAGAGGACACUCCUCUGGCUGCUCUUUGGGCUGCCGUGCGCACCCUGCGCUUCGCCGAUGGUCCCGAUGAAGUGCACAUCCAGCAAAUCGGUCUCCAGGAGCUCAAGCGCGCUCCCGGGCUCCAUGCCCUCAAUCAGAAGAAGAAGGACCGCGAGGCGAAGCUCUUCAAGGCCGCUGGGAUCAAGUCGAGCCACCUUUAA